UAACACAGAAACAGGCAAAAGCAGAGACAUAGGCAACGUUGCUCAAAUAUGGAGAAAGCAAUUCAAAGACAGAGAGUCCUGCUUGAACAUCUACAACCCAAUUCUUCAAAUUCAUUUUUUUCACCUCAAACCCAUCAAUCUUUUAAUCUUUCUGCAUCAUCCUGUGCGGCUGGGAAUUCUUGGCAUGGGAAAACAGGUGGAUCUGACGAUGACGUGGUGAUUGUAGCUGCAUAUCGUACUGCCAUUUGCAAAGCAAAGCGUGGGGGCUUCAAAGAUACCCUUCCUGAUGACCUACUAGCUUCAGUUCUUAAAGCUGUAAUACUGAAAACAAAAGUAGACCCAAGUGAAGUAGGAGACAUAGUUGUUGGCACAGUACUGGCACCAGGAUCAGAAAGAGCUAUUGAGUGCAGAAUGGCUGCCUUCUAUGCAGGUUUCCCAGAGACAGUGCCUCUUCGAACUGUCAAUAGGCAAUGUUCAUCUGGACUUCAGGCAGUUGCUGAUGUUGCUGCUUACAUAAAAGCUGGGUUCUAUGACAUUGGCAUUGGAGCUGGACUGGAGUUUAUGACACAAGAUAAUAUUUCAAGGCUUAGCAAAAUUAACCCAAAGGUGGAAACCUUUGCACAAGCCCGGGAUUGUCUUCUUCCUAUGGGAAUCACUUCUGAGAAUGUUGCACAGCGUUAUGGUGUGACACGGCAGGAGCAAGACCAGGCUGCUGUCGAGUCUCACAAGCGUGCUGCAGCUGCAACAGCAGCUGGUAAGUUCAAAGAAGAAAUCAUUCCAGUUUCAACGAAGAUUGUGGACCCUAAAACCGGAGAGGAGAAGCAAAUUAUCGUUUCUGUUGAUGAUGGUAUUCGGCCAAACACAAAUUUGAUGGAUCUGGCAAAGCUGAAGCCUGCAUUCCACAAGGAUGGAUCCACAACAGCUGGGAAUGCUAGCCAAGUUAGUGAUGGUGCUGCAGCAGUGCUCCUCAUGAAGAGAAGAGAGGCUGUGCAAAGGGGGCUUCCUAUUCUUGGAAUCUUCAGGAGUUUUGCUGCUGUUGGAGUGGAUCCUGCUGUCAUGGGUGUUGGCCCAGCUUAUGCUAUUCCAGCUGCAGUGAAAUCUGCUGGCCUUGAACUUGGGAACAUUGACUUGUUUGAAAUCAAUGAGGCAUUUGCAUCGCAGUUUGUUUAUUCGUGCAAGAAAUUGGCACUUGAUCCCAGAAAGGUCAAUGUCAAUGGCGGUGCCAUUGCUCUUGGGCAUCCUUUGGGUGCUACAGGUGCACGCUGUGUUUCAACUUUAUUGAAUGAGAUGAAGCGUCGAGGCAAGGAUUGUCGCUAUGGUGUAAUCUCAAUGUGCAUAGGGUCAGGUAUGGGAGCUGCUGCUGUAUUUGAAAGAGGAGAUUGUUGAAGAUUUAUUUAAGUUUAGAACAGUGAGAAAAAAGUAACAAUAUUUUGUCAAAGGAUACUUAAUGUAUCAUUUGAAUUGCUAUUUUGAAUUUUGUUGUGAUUGGAAGGUCGCAGAUA
This is a messenger RNA of Gastrolobium bilobum, 1502 nucleotides long. Its product is annotated as 3-ketoacyl CoA thiolase 1, peroxisomal-like. Lineage: Eukaryota; Viridiplantae; Streptophyta; Magnoliopsida; Fabales; Fabaceae. Gene Ontology annotation, cellular component: peroxisome. The transcript is spliced from 14 exons. The coding region runs from base 49 to 1386 and encodes 445 amino acids. Gene Ontology annotation, biological process: phenylacetate catabolic process; fatty acid beta-oxidation. The record is from RefSeq and is a predicted model, not a curated record. Gene Ontology annotation, molecular function: acetyl-CoA C-acyltransferase activity.